Messenger RNA from Salvelinus namaycush (lake trout), 2299 nucleotides. RefSeq names its product zinc finger protein 362-like. NCBI's taxonomy places the organism in Eukaryota, Metazoa, Chordata, Actinopteri, Salmoniformes, Salmonidae. Gene Ontology annotation, biological process: regulation of transcription by RNA polymerase II; central nervous system development. Gene Ontology annotation, cellular component: nucleus. The transcript is spliced from 9 exons. Bases 88 to 1416 code for a protein of 442 amino acids. The record is from RefSeq and is a predicted model, not a curated record. Gene Ontology annotation, molecular function: DNA-binding transcription factor activity, RNA polymerase II-specific; RNA polymerase II cis-regulatory region sequence-specific DNA binding.
CCCGGAAGGUCUGAAGUAACUCCGACUGAAGGCAAGAAAAAAUAACCUUUUAUCAAAUAUAAUAAAAUCUACAAUCGAGGUGUCAGAAUGGCUGAACCUCGUUUUAACAAUCCCUACUUCUGGCCUCCACCCCCCACCAUGCCUGGGCAGAUGGACAAUAUUGUGUUGAUCAACAAGAUCAAGGAACAGCUGAUGGCUGAGAAGAUCAGACCACCCCACCUGCCGCCUUCCACAGUUCCCUCCCAACAGCAACUACUGGGGAAUCCUACACAGACAGAAGGUGGGCAGCAAGUCCAGAUGUCAGUUCAGAAACUGCAGCAGAUGCAACAAGGUCUCCAUGUCCACAGCUCGUCCCAGCCAGACAUUGCCCUGCACCCCCGGACGGCCUCCAGCUCAGUCGCAGGACGUAUUCUUGGUGAUGUAAAUUUGAAUCUGGACGAUAAGACGGCUAUAAAAGCAAGAGGAUUGUGGGAAGACUGGCAUUUGCGUCAAAUCAUUGACCAACCCUCUAGAACGAAUCACCUAUCAGGUCUGGCACUUUCCUCUCAAACUGGCAACCAUAACACCUCCAUCACUCUGACCACACCCACCUCCAACAGCCAGAGCCGGCUAGGCGGAGCCCUCUCGCCUCAUCAUGUCCUCUCCAGCUUGGCCAGUGGCCCUUGGAUGGAGCAAAUCAAAAGUAACGGGGGCCUUGCUGGACUGCUGGGACGAGGGCGUAAGAAGAUAAAAGCCGAGGACAGUGGUGGCCCUCUGUUGGUGCCUUACCCAAUCCUCGCUUCAGGCAACGACCAAUCCUUCCACACCAUCAUCCCCAAAGAGGGCAAAUGCUACAGGUGUAAAUUGUGCCCACUGACCUUCUUCUCCAAGUCAGACAUGCAGAUCCACUCCAAGUCCCACACAGAGGUCAAGCCACACAAGUGUCCCCACUGCUCCAAAUCUUUCGCCAACACAUCCUACCUGGCCCAGCACCUCCGCAUACACCUGGGCGUCAAACCUUAUUACUGCUCCUACUGCGAGAAAUGCUUCUGCCAGCUCUCCCACCUGCAGCAGCACACCAGAAUUCACACUGGGGAUCGGCCCUAUAAAUGUGCCCAUCCAGGUUGUGAAAAAGCCUUCACCCAGCUCUCCAAUCUGCAGUCUCACCAGAGACAACACAACAAAGACAAGCCCUACAAGUGUCCAAACUGCUACCGUGCCUACUCGGACUCAGCCUCAUUGCAGAUUCACUUGUCUGUGCAUGCCAUCAAAAACGCCAAGGCCUACUGCUGCAGCAUGUGUGGCAGAGCCUACACCUCAGAGACCUACCUUAUGAAGCACAUGUCUAAACACAUGGUGGUGGAGCACCUGGUGAGCCAUCACUCUCCACAGAGGACAGAGUCUCCCAAUAUCCCCAUACGGAUCUCCCUCAUCUGAGCAAUUCACCCUGACACCCUACCCCUGACCCUCAUGGAGGAACCCCCUGUAAGGUCACCCCUCCACUUAAGCGUAAUCAAUCCUAGAUAUUGGCUUUUACUUGUUUGUUUUCCCCUAUGCGGGUUCCAAAAAUGUUCCAGGCUGUAUUUGUACCUUAUCAAAAGAUGCCAGACUCUUUUUAUUUAUUUUUUGUAUUUUGUCAUCUGUGGUUGGGGAAUGUUUUGGACAUCCAAAAAUGAUUUUACAGCACUUUCAGGCCUCAUGGUAGAGUAAAAACCUUUUUGGCCUAUGCUAAGACGAUAAAAAGCAUUGCUCCAGGCAGCUAAAAACAUUUACCCUAGGUGUUAUAAAGCAUUACAUGACCACUUUUUAUAUUGUUAUUCUCCCUUUACUCUUUGCAAAAGUAUAUUUGCAUUGGGAACUUUGUCUUCCUUUUAGUUAGGCCAAGAAGAUGAAUAGCUAAAUUAUUUAUUCAAGCAAUUUUUUGUACCACUCCUAAUGUCAAUGUUUGCAUCAUUUUGUUACUUAAAAAGAAAAUAUUCUCAAGUAAGCUUUAUCACAUUUAAGUAUGUCUUUUAGACAACAAUGCACACAAAAUACUUUCCAAUUGGAGGGUCAAUACCUAUGUUUUAUUGUUGUAUUUUUCAUCUUGUUAUUGUCCAUAGUAUUAAAAAGGAAACUGUUCAAGGCUAUCCUGAAGAGCACGAAAAUAUAUAUUUUGAAUCUGAUGCUGGUAUUUGUAGAAACUUAAAUGUUUUGGUUUGCUGAAUUGAUAAGCACUGCCAUGUAUUGAAGAAAUGAAACGGUCCAUUAUGGAACUGACAUACAGUGCAUUCGGAAAGUAUUCAGACCCCUUCCCCUUCUCCACAUUUUGUUACGUUAC